AUGCCGAGGUACUCAGCCAAAGAAGCCAAGAAGGGAGACGACGAAGUUUCAGAGCAUGUGCCGUCACAGCACCCAGGCAGCUUGACGGAAAGUAUGAUGGAUCUGAAGAAAGCGAGGAGCUCGCUCGGUGGGCAAAGUAGGCGCCAAUUACACCUCUUUGAUCUAAUUGCUACAUACGGUAGUGUACCUGAGGACCCCGAGGCUGAGACCGCCCAGAGGGGACUGUCUCAUGGUUGCCUCCAGUUCAAGAUGUUUUAUCCGCCUACUUUCGUCUGUCCACCCGUCAGCAUCGGUGACCCCCGAACCGUCAGCCGAGGUCCAUCGCGUGCAAGGGGCUCGCGUGCAAGGGCAUAUGAUGCAUUUACCCUGGAACAACACGCCGUUAUGACUGCCCCUUUGCACGAUGUUGUUUCCAAGUCAUUUGACUACAUCAUCAUCGGUGGCGGCACCGCCGGUCUGGCCUUGGCGGCGCGCCUUACCGAUGAUCCUAACACGACGGUCUGUGUUCUUGAAGCUGGAGACGCCAACCUUCACGAUCCCGCCCUCUUGACCCCCGUAUCCUAUUUGCGCCACUUCGGGGACAAAGACUACGACUGGAAUUUUUAUACAACCAAGCAGAAGUUGGUCAGCGACAGGGAAUUUCAAUGGAACCGCGGUCGAGGCCUUGGAGGGUCUUCAGGCAUCAACUUCUUGAUAUGGACAAAGCCACCUGCUGACGAGAUCAACGACAUCGAGCGUCUAGGAAACCCCGGUUGGAACUGGAAAAAUUUUCAGAAGUAUUCACAGAAGGUCGAGCGGUUCAUUGAGCCAGCCCCUGAGCAAAAGCAGAGGUUCGGUUUGCCCGGAUACGAGAACGACGUCUCCAGGCAAGGCUCCGUCGCCUUCGGAUUUCCCAAGACCAUCAGCGAUGUUGAUCUUAUUGCACACCAGACCCUGGCCAACGCUGGCAUUCCGCCGGCGCAGCGACCAUAUGGUGGGGACCCGAGUGGAUAUGCAUGGAUGAUGAACAGCCAAGACCCAAGGACUGGCACACGGUCAUAUGCCACGACAGCAUACUACCUACCUAACAAAGACCGCAAAAACCUCACCGUGCUUGUACGCGCACUGGUUAGCAAGAUUCUCACCGAAGACGGCGCCGACGGCAAGCUGAACGCAGCGGGUGUUGAAUUCAUUUACGACGACACGAAGACAUAUGUCGUGCAUGCGAAGAAAGAAGUCAUCCUCUCCGCCGGAACCAUAAAAUCUCCGCACAUCCUAGAGCUCUCAGGCAUAGGGCGGCGCGACGUGCUCGAAAAGGCCGGCGUCCCAGUCAAGAUGGACCUGCCAAGAGUGGGCGAGAACGUCCAGGAGCACUACCUCGCCUUCUUCACCUUCGAACUGAAAUCCGACUACGACGGGGCGACCUUCGACUGUCUCCGGACGCCGAACACACUCCCUGCGCAGCAGGAGCUCUACAGCAAACGCGGCGAGGGCGCGUUCACGAUGGGCAUGCAGACGUCGGCCUUCCUGCCUGUCGAAAAGGUCACCCCGAAGGCACACGAGAUCUACGCCAAGGCGAAGGCGCAGGUCGAGCGGCUCGCCCGCGAGGGCAUGCCGCCCGGCCUGCUCGAGCAGUACACGAUCCAGCUCGAGCGCCUCGAGCCCGGCAAGCACCAGACGGGACCGGGCUGCGAGGUCUUCUUCGUCCCCGCCAAGAUCGUGCCCGACAUGCCGAUCGAGGGCAAGAAGUUUGUCGACUGGUUCUACGCGAUGAACCACCCCUUCUCGCGCGGGUCCAUUCACAUCACUUCCAGUGACCCCGCCAAGGCCCCACAAAUCGACCCUCGCUACUUUGAUCACGAAGCCGAGAAGGAAGUCGUGCCUGGCCCGGAGGUAGCGACAGACGAACAGCUUGUUGAGUUCGCAAAGAGCAUUUUCGUAACAACCUGGCAUACCUGUGGCAGUUGCUCGAUGUUGCCGAAGGAGAAGGGCGGUGUUGUUGAUCCCAGUCUCACGGUUUACGGUACCAACAACUUGCGUGUUGUCGACAUGUCUGUCGUGCCUCUGCACUUCACCGGUCAUACCCAAGCGUUCACGUACGCUCUCGCGGAACAAGCUGCCGACAUCAUCAAGGGUAACUUCACGGCGUAGAUGGUGGCUAAGCCAGCAUUUUCUUUCGGUAUCUUGUCAGUGUUCGGGAACGGUUUGGAGAGUUUGCGUGUCGAAGUUUUUGUGUAAGCUCAUGCUGGUCCUGGUGAAUUGACUCAUGUUUCUGUUGUUGGGACCCUUUCCUAAGACAUACCGUG
This is a messenger RNA of Phanerochaete carnosa HHB-10118-sp, 2285 nucleotides long. RefSeq lists its product as uncharacterized. The coding region runs from base 1 to 2130 and encodes 709 amino acids. The transcript is spliced from 24 exons. Gene Ontology annotation, molecular function: flavin adenine dinucleotide binding; oxidoreductase activity, acting on CH-OH group of donors. Lineage: Eukaryota; Fungi; Basidiomycota; Agaricomycetes; Polyporales; Phanerochaetaceae. The record is from RefSeq and is a predicted model, not a curated record.